Messenger RNA from Carassius carassius (crucian carp), 1253 nucleotides. RefSeq lists its product as uncharacterized. NCBI's taxonomy places the organism in Eukaryota, Metazoa, Chordata, Actinopteri, Cypriniformes, Cyprinidae. The transcript is spliced from 5 exons. The record is from RefSeq and is a predicted model, not a curated record. Gene Ontology annotation, molecular function: protein binding. The coding region runs from base 56 to 943 and encodes 295 amino acids.
AAAGAGCAUGAGGGUCUGUGAGGAAGACAGAGCAAGAGCUGAACAUCAGUGAAGAAUGAAGGGUUUGUUAUGUACACUGCUGCUGCUGGAAACCUUUGUGUUUGUGGUACAGCAGCAGAUAGAUGGAGGACUCGCCGAGAAUGAGAUCCAUCAACAGCACAGCACUGAGGACAGAAGGCAGAAUCCAGCUCAGACAGACCGUCGGAGAGAUGAAGCUUCAGCUGACAGCCAACAAUACUGCCAUCUGAGCUUCCCUGACAUCCACGCAGCACUGAGAGAACUGACCGCCACCGUCACAGAGCAGAAAGCCAACAUCAGAGCCUUAGAGACACGACUGAAAGAAGAGCUGAACAAGAAAACUGAUGCCUUAGAAACACGACUGAGGAACUCAGAGAAAACUGCAGAACAACAGACGGUCAUCUUGGAAGAGCUGAACAAGAAAACUGAUGAAAUGUCUAAUCUUACUGAGAGUCAAGUGGAGGAGCUGAGAAAGGAAAACAGAGACAGAGAGAUAGCAUUUUCAGCUGCAUUGAUGGAAUCUGGCAGUGGAGAUAUCGGUCCUUUCACCACUGAAAUCACUGUAACCUACAGGAAUGUCUUCACAAACAUAGGGAACGCCUACAACCCAAUUACAGGGAUUUUCACUGCCCCACUGAAAGGAGCGUACAUGUUCAGCUUCUCUAUCUAUGGUCAUGGUAGUCCCUCAACUCCAUCAACUGCCUCCAUUGUGAAGAACGGAGAGAAGUUGGUUGUAGCACAUGCUCAUCAGAAUCAGGGUGCUGUAAACUCCUCAAAAGGAGUUGUGUUGAUCCUGGAGGUUGGAGAUGUCGUCUAUGUGAGACUUUGGUCUGGAAGGAGGAUAUAUGAUGACCAGAAUAAACACAACACUUUCAGUGGUUAUCUACUGUUUCCCUUAAGAGAACAGGAGCUUUGCAGAAUGUGAUUUCAGUAAAACCAAACCUUUAGCGUAUGAUUUCAAUAAGAAUUAUUAACAUAAGAACCUGUAUUUGCAAUAGAUGACUGUAUGAAAGUCAGUAUAUAAGCUAUACUCAUACGUUCUCAGCUGUCUAUGCAUGUAACUUUGUCUAAAGAGUUUCAGCACAGGAUCCAUGAAUAUCACAUGUGACUCAAAGUGAUUUUUUAAAGUAGCAAGAUAGAUAUCUGAUAAAUAAUAGAUUUUAUCUUAUUAUUAAUCUUUGUUCCAUAUCUCUUCAUCUUACAUUAAUAAGAAAAUAAAGACAUUAUUGUUCCAU